AUGAUUGCUCUCUGGAUCACCGUCGCGAUAUACAACCUAGCUUUGAUUCUCUGCAAACUGUCCAUCGUCGUCCAGUGCUACCGCAUCUUUCGAACAUCAAAAGUCCAGAAGUUUCUCAGAGUCUACUUUGUCAUCCUCGUCAUAUAUGGGCUGUGGGCCUUCUUCAGCUCGAUUUUCGUGUGUAUACCUGUCGCCGCAUACUGGGGCGCCACCAUUGGCAUCACGGGUCGAUGCAUGGACCGGAACGCCGUCACGUUCUCCAACGCCGCCCUCAACAUUGUCAGCGACUUUGCCAUUGUUGCUGUCCCCAUAACGCUCUUGCGAAAAUUACAAAUACCGAGAAAACAAAAGUAUAUCCUGAUGUGUGUCUUUGGCGUCGGCAUCUUCGCAUCUGUCACGUCCAUUGUCCGACUUCACUCGCUGUACCUGAUUGGCAGGACUCCGUUCGACAAGCAGUCAAUCGCUGGAGUCGACAUCGCCAUCUGGUCCUGCAUCGAGGUCAAUGUCGGCAUCAUGUGUGCUUCCGUCCCCGCUCUCAAGCCCAUGGUCGCUCGCGUCUUCCCCAAGCUCCUCCUCUCCGACAUCUACUCGCGCACCAAGCGCUACUACGGACACAGUGGCGGAUCAGGGAACCAUGGCGGCAGUCGCGGCCGCAAGGAUCCACGGUCAGGUGGCGGAGGGACUGAUGCCAUAUCCUCGAAGCAGCAGGAGGACAGCGGCGGCUCGACAAGCGCCAGCAAGGCCGAGAUCAAGGUCAUACAGUCGUUUGAGAUGAAGAGCAUUCCCGGGGGCACGAGCAAGGACAGCGCUAGUGGUGACGGCAAGGACAGCCGGGACGGCAGUGAGAAUGGGCUGGUGAACAGCUCGUGGCAGGCGGAUUGCUACACGACGAUUGGGCAUAACAACCGAAUGGUUAAGGGUAGAGAACUGGUUUGA
This is a messenger RNA of Thyridium curvatum, 936 nucleotides long. RefSeq lists its product as uncharacterized. The record is from RefSeq and is a predicted model, not a curated record. Bases 1 to 936 code for a protein of 311 amino acids. Lineage: Eukaryota; Fungi; Ascomycota; Sordariomycetes; Thyridiales; Thyridiaceae. The transcript is spliced from 3 exons.